CGUGUUUUUUGGACGCGCCAACACGGAACGCGAGUUAUACGGUUUUUCAGUGGUAAAACGCGCGCUUUGCCGACCGCAACCGACUACACCAUAUUAUACGACAGCAGUGGGUUCACGCCAAUAAUAACGCAAACGUCGUGGUUUUUUUUUUUCGGUUAGAAAACUAUUUUUUAUUUUUAAGUCGUUUUCCUCUGGAAUAUUCAUAAGCCUUCCGUAUUUUCCUGACCAGCCUCCCCACUCCACAACACACACGUACACACACACACACACACACAAACACACACACACACACACACACACACACACACACACACACACACACACACACACACACACACACACACACACACACACAAACACACACACACACGAUCACGUCACUCACUACUGGAAUCGGAAUCCACGCGUUCAGGACACUGUCCUGCAGCUGUGGCUGUUGCAGUGGUCCCGGUCUACAUUAGUGGCAACUACAAACAUUCAUGCAAUCUUCGUCGUUAUUUCAAUAACGCAAUAUAAUAUUAUUUUCCUUCUCCACACUGCUAUUAUAUUCCAUCAACAUGUGUUCUGAAAAUAUGUUAAACACCGCACAUGACCGCGGCAUGGUUUCGCGGGUCUAAUGUUAACUGCAGUUGAGGUUUACGAUUGGAGCACGUGGACAAAUUCUCGAGUCUCGUGCGUUGAACAGAAGAAAAUGUAAUGGGCAGCGGUCACGAUGACGGAGCUGGAAAGGUGUGGUUGGCGCAGGUCAUCUGCCGACUGGUGUACUCCGUGUACCAGGACAACGGCAACUAUUACAACAACGGUUCGGCGACGACCGCGGCCACCACCGCCGCCGCUGCAGCCGCGGCCGCCACCGCCACCACCGCGGCCACCGCCGCCGCCGUAGCGGUGGCCGGCACCGAGAUGGUGAUGACCGCGACGACGAACGGGAACAAGUUGCUGGUGACCGAGGCCCGGGUCGACAGGCUGGACUGCGGCGGCACGUGGACGCUGGACUGUCGGCGGGCGGCGGGAGCCCUAGCGUGUACCGACGCGCUGUCCGGGGCCACCGACGCCGACGUCAGGCUGUACCUACCCGCCAGGCUGUCGGCCCACUUCGACGGACAGCCGGCCGUGUCCGUCGGCCUGCCCGAAACGGCCCGCGGCAACGCCGUCACCGUUGUACGUUGUGAUGGUGACGGUGGUGGCGGCGGCGGCGGCGGCGGUGGCGGUGGCGGCCACGACCAUCGCGACGACGUCAACCAGGUGACGUGUUCGAUAAGCGGCGAACAGUGGCCGCGUGCCACCGUCGCCGCCGCUGCCGACAAUAACGGGGAUGACCACCAACGUUGGUACAACUGGAAGUAUCUAUUCGUCGUCGUGUUCAUCGCUUCCGGUGGCGUGGGCAACAUACUCGUCUGUCUCGCCAUAUGCCUGGACAGGCAGCUACAGAACGUCACCAACUACUUUCUCCUGUCCCUGGCCAUCGCCGACCUGCUGGUGUGCCUGUUCGUCAUGCCGCUUGGCGCCAUACCAGGAUUCUACGGUGAAUGGCCUCUGGGCGUAGCUUGGUGCAACGUGUAUGUCACGUGCGACGUGCUGGCGUGCAGUUCUAGCAUUAUGCACAUGUGUUGCAUAUCGCUGGGAAGAUACCUGGGCAUAAGACAUCCACUCAGGACUAGGCAUCACUAUUCCACUAUGAAAUUGGUGUGUUUCAAAAUUGCGAUCGUCUGGUUUUUAUCAUUUUUGGUGUCGUUUUCGGUCACGCUUCUCGGUCUAUACAAUCCUAAGAACAUUAUGCCGGAUCCAGGGGUUUGUGUAAUCAACAAUCGAGCUUUUUUCGUUUUUGGUUCACUGGUCGCAUUUUACAUACCGAUGAUCAUUAUGGUAGUCACGUAUGCCCUUACUGUUCAGUUGUUGCGGAAAAAAGCCAGAUUUCUAUUGGACGACAGUUUCGUGGACGGCCGGAGGAACGGAUCGUCGGCGGAACCGCAUCUAUUCAGACGUUUGGGCGGCCGGUUUUCGGCUAACAAAAACCAGAACCAUGUGACCGGGCGGUUACAGCCGGGCAAAAACAUCAACAAACAGUGCGAUCAACAGUCACAGUUACCCGCCGACGCGGUUUCCGCUGGCGCCAGCGACUCGAGGAAUUUCCGGUUGAAGACGCUCAGACUUCAGCUGAACAUGAACCCGUCGACACUGAAUUUGAGAUUUCUCGCCAACAGACAGAAGCGACAGAGUCUAGCUGCCGCCAACGCCGUUAGAACCGAACAAAAGGCCAGCAAAGUAUUGGGAGUCGUGUUCUUCACGUUUGUGUUAUGCUGGUCGCCAUUCUUCUUGUUGAACAUAGUGUUUGCCGUCUGCCCGAAGGAAGACUGUCCGGUGCCCGACCACGUGACCGAGGUGUGCCUGUGGUUGGGAUACGUGUCUUCCACGAUAAAUCCGAUCAUCUAUACGAUAUUUAACAAGACGUUUAGAGCCGCAUUUAUCAGGUUGCUCAAGUGCCGAUGUCACAAGACCAGACCCCACCGAUACAGAUCGGUGACGGACAACCGACACUCUGCUUUGAUAAGCACUCCGUCCGGGGCGGCCGCCGGAGCCGCCACUGUGCCGUUGUCCCUGUCGCUCCAGACCACGCCACUGACCACGUCGCCGCCCGUGAACGACGCCACCACUACUACUUUCGCCGACACAGCCAUCGCCGCAAUCGCUGCGUCCAAGAGAACGCCGUCCACGCCCAAGUACCCAGACUCGUUUCGCGUCCAAGAAUGUCCGGAAGACACGGCCAAAUACUGAACCCGAGCAGUGGUAGUUUCCGCUCAGACGAUGUCGUCUAGAAUCCCAAACAUAUACGAGUACCUAAAUAUUAUUAUAGUGUUAUCAUAAUAUUAUAACGAUGAUAUAUAAUAUUAGAUCUCAUAAUGAUAUUUGUGAUUAUAAGUCCGAUCGGAUCGAGUUGUUCGAGUAUACGACGCAUAUAUACCUUCAUAUUAUAAAGGACGUGUAAUAGAAGGUAUUUACUGGUGUAAUGUUGACUUGCUAUAAUUAUAUUAUUUAAGAAUUUUUCUCGUAAUCAAUUUUUCAAUUUUAUUUUUUAAUAUAUUAUAAUAAAAAAAAAAUAAAAAAAAUCGUAUUGUUGAUUAGAACAAAAGUCAUCGCAUAUAGUUGGUUAAUAUUACAUUUCUCAGUUAAUUACUACAGUUGUAUGCCGCAGCUGUAAAUGAAUACACGGAGUGUCACUUCUGGAUUCACUUCCGCCGACGACCCGUGUUUAAACCGUGGUAAUAAUAUAUAAAACCGGAGUUAUUAUAAAUAAUAAUAAUAAUAAUUAUUAUUAUUAUCGUAUUAAUAAUAGACAUAUCACAGUAUGCGUCCACUCUUAUUUCUUUCUUUCUCUCUUCCUUCCACCCUCACUCGCUCCUUGCCUGUGCUCUCACUCUCCCGGAGACGUCUACACACUCGUAUCUAUGUUUUUUCGUACGGUGUAAAUCGGGGGUUUAUUCGCGCGCGGGAAAUAUAAACGACCGCCGACGAUGGAAAGGGUCAAUCAAUCUUUAUGAAUACCCUAACCGUAAGAAAAACGCACACGCACCGGAGACCGAGAAGUAAUAUUAUAUGAAAUAUCGCACCUCUCGGGCGGAUGAAAAAAAUAAAAUAAAAUAAUAAUAACGCACUGCGGUUUUCGGUCGUUAAAUUGAUGAGCACCGGGCCUAAAAAUCCGAGUAUAGGAUAUCGGUUUAACGAGUUUCGUCAGACGGGCGGGAGAAACAAGAGCUCGACGAAUUCUUCGCAUAAAUAACUAUUAUAAUAUUACUAUUAUUAUUAUUAUUACAUAUUUGUGAAAAAAUAUUACAUCAGUGUGUUUUUCAUUUUCAUUUUCGUUAUUAUGUCAAAUCUAUAAUAUUUCGUCAGUAGAAAAUAAUAUUAGCUACACGUUAAGAAUAGUUUAGAAUGAUUUUUGGGGUAUACCAAAACUUAAGAUAUUAAUAAUAUUCUUGCUUUUGUAUAUUUUUAGUAAAGUAUAACGGCAGUAGUAAUUGUUAUUUAAACACCGAUGUUUGUCAAACUGAUUUACAGUUUUAUAAAAUGCAUAGUUUAUAAGAAGAUAAUAGUAGUUAUACAAUAGAUGAAUAAUGUUAUUACUAUAGAGCUUUUAGAAAUAAUCGAUUAGCUAUUAUAUUGUCCAUUUAUUAUUAUUAUUAUUGUUGUUGUUGUUGUUUUUUUUAAUUUACCAGUGUAUUAAUGUUUUCAGUUACGUUCAAAUUAAUUUAUACUUAUUAUUCGAACAUUUGUAUUAUAUAAUAUGUGCGUGGAAAAGUAGUUACUUAUUCCUUUUUAAUGUAAAAUAUAUUGUAGUUAAAUAGUAUUCAUAUUAAUGUUAUUAUAAAAACAAAAAUAUAUUAUUGGUAUUCUUGACGGUAAUGUAAUUUAAAAAUCAUACUGUUUCAAAUUUUAAAAAUAAUAAUUCAUAAAUUAUAUAACUAUAACAGGUGUAAAAGUGUUCAUUGGUAU
This is a messenger RNA of Rhopalosiphum padi (bird cherry-oat aphid), 4491 nucleotides long. It is a transcript of the gene 5-HT2A, whose product is annotated as 5-hydroxytryptamine receptor 2A. The record is from RefSeq and is a predicted model, not a curated record. Gene Ontology annotation, cellular component: membrane; dendrite. The transcript is spliced from 8 exons. Gene Ontology annotation, molecular function: neurotransmitter receptor activity; G protein-coupled serotonin receptor activity; serotonin binding. Bases 697 to 2775 code for a protein of 692 amino acids. Gene Ontology annotation, biological process: serotonin receptor signaling pathway; chemical synaptic transmission; G protein-coupled receptor signaling pathway, coupled to cyclic nucleotide second messenger. NCBI's taxonomy places the organism in Eukaryota, Metazoa, Arthropoda, Insecta, Hemiptera, Aphididae.